GUAAGUGUUUAUAAUGUCUGUCCGCAAAACACAUCCCCACAAAGUAAAAGAAAAAACACAAUCAAAACUUUUCUUUUUCUUUCCUCUUCUUCACUUCCUCUGAAAAAACCUUAGAUUCUCUUGUUCCUCUCUCAUGGAUUCAUUCUGUUUUUGUACAUUUAAUAUCUCAGUCAUCAUCAUCAUACUUCUCUUAUUAUCCCACCAAUCUGAGUCUCAAUCUACACAUCUUCUUGAUCUCAUGAUCAGAGAUUACACUAUUAGAAACUUUAAGCUAAGCCUCAACACUGGCGUCACUCAGAAAAUCCAUCUUCCUUCUAAUUUCUCCGGUAUAGACAUCGACACGGUUAAGUUAAGGUGCGGGAGUUUGAGAAGAUACGGUGCAAAACUAGGAGAGUUUCACAUCGGUUCAGGCGUGACGGUGGAGCCAUGCCCUGAGAGAGUCAUGCUAAUUAGACAAAACCUUGGUUCGAAUUGGUCUUCUAUCUACUCUACUGGUUAUAACUUAACCAGUGAAAAUUACCAGCUCGUGUCACCGGUUCUCGGUUUGUUAGCUUACAAUGCUAACCCUGACGGUGUGGCCACUAACCCUUACGAGGUUAACGUUGUGGGUACCGAACAAAACCCAAUCUUGGUCGAUUUCUUGAGCAACAAGUCAAGUAUUGUCCCUAUCCCUCAGAAGAACUCAUCAGUCUUGUGUGCGUGUUUCACAAGCAACGGUAACACAACGAUUAGCGAGCAAGUUUCGCCGUAUGUGUGUAAAGGGACAAGACAAGGGCAUUACGCUCUCGUGAUGAAAACAGAAGCUCCAAGAGAUGAUCAUAACAGUGGUGGUGGUGGAGUAGUAACGUCAUCGACGGAGGUGAAUGGUGGCAACGGAGGAGGAAAGCUGAGCCGGUGGAAAGUGGCGGUGGGGAGUGUGAUUGGGUCAGGGAUAGGGGCGAUUCUGCUGGGAAUGUUGGUGGUGGCUAUGUUGGUGAAAGUGAAGAAGAAAGCAAUGAGAGAAGAGAUGGAGAGAAGAGCUUAUGAAGAAGAAGCUCUUCAGGUUUCAAUGGUGGGUCAUGUUAGGGCUCCUACUGCUCCUGGAACUAGAACUCUUCCUAGAAUGGGCGAUGAUAGGUAUAAAAACACUCAUUUGAAUCAUAAUCAUCCAUAAUUAUUAUAAUUUGUUUACUUAUUACUCACUUUUGUGUGUGUUAAUCUUAACAUAAAUAUAAAUAUUUAUAUACAAAUAGUUUCAAUAGCUUCAAUACGCAAUUUCGUGUAUUUUUGUUUUUGUUUUGUUUAAACGACUACAAUCUUUUGUUUUCUUUUUUACCCUCCGCAAAAAAAAAGUAAAAUGGGGCAUUUUCUCUCUAAGUGAAAAAAAUGUAAUUUAUAUUUUAAAAGAACAAAAAUCAGAUAGUCUCUCCCAACUUUCAUAUUGUAAGCUUUUUUUUCUCUUCUUUUUCAUUUUGAUUCCUUAAUGAUUCUUCUUUUUUCCAAAUUUAUAUAUAAAUUUCUGAUUUGGUAAAGAAAAUAUAGGUUUAUAGUAAUUAUGAAAAGUAAAUAGAAUUAUCCACCUACACAUCUACAAGCAUCUUCUCCUUUACACAGUAAGCUAUUGUUAAAUGCCAAGUACGGAACUGUAAACAAAUCGCCACCUUCAUUGCAAGUUGCAAUCAAUAUUUAUUCCUAUUACUAAGAUUUGUUUUUUUUUUUUCUUUUUCAGUUUUAGUGUUUUACUUUAUUGAGAAAAAAUUACAA
Molecule: messenger RNA, 1743 nt
Organism: Camelina sativa (false flax)
Lineage: Eukaryota; Viridiplantae; Streptophyta; Magnoliopsida; Brassicales; Brassicaceae
Cellular component (GO): membrane
Source: RefSeq, a predicted model, not a curated record